AUGCACUCGAAGCCAUCACGUUCUUCCCGACCAAAAGCCAAUCUUUCUGGGCAGGCCAAUCACCAGAGUACCAGGCGUCCCGAUAUUGUCCGUUUGGCAGUGUGGGGUUGGUGUGGGGCCAUCAUCAUUACGCCAAGAUCUAGUCAGCUGCCAGACGGUCCCUCCCAACGAGCGACGCCCCCAAAGGCACGCCAAUUGAAUUCACCUUACUUUGGUUUACGAAUUUCACCGGAUCCCCCAGCGCUCGCGUCUGGCGUUUGCGCGAAACUUGGUGAGACCAAUCUGAUAUAUUUCAACAUUUCUAUGCAGGAUCUGUGGGAUAUGCUCGAGGAGCUGUUCCCACAUUCAGGCGUUCACAGCAGCCGCGUGGCCGCACAUCUCCCAAUCCAGCAAGAACAGGAUGAACUUGUGAUGGACAAACCUAUAUAA
Molecule: messenger RNA, 429 nt
Organism: Suillus clintonianus
Lineage: Eukaryota; Fungi; Basidiomycota; Agaricomycetes; Boletales; Suillaceae
Exons: 2
Coding region: 1-429 (142 amino acids)
Source: RefSeq, a predicted model, not a curated record